GCUGUGAUUGCUCCUUGCUAGCUUGCUGCGGGUGCAGAGCCUAGCUGGGGGAGAGAAAUCGUGGGAGAAGCAGAAUCUGAGCGAUAAAACAAGAAGUAAAGUUAAAGAUCGAUUAACAUCUGGUAACGUGGAAGACAGGACACGAACAGGUAUCACCAGCAACGUGGCAACAUCUUUUCUCUCCCCUGGCUCUCCAGUGUGUGUAAGGACAUCGGCCACUAUAAAUAUACAUAUAUUUACAUUAAUAUAUUUAUCAUAUCUUUAAGUCACCUAGUGCCUCUCUACCUGAUCAAGCAUUCUUUCCCCUGCAUCCUCACGAGUGCAAAAACAUUUUCAACACCAGCAAGACAGAAGAAACAGAUCUCAAGUUUUUAGAUGACCACAGCUACCAAAGUUUAAACUGAUUACUUGUAACUGUGCUUUAUUGAGUUUAAUGCCCUCCAGAAUCAGUCGUAUCUGAGCUUCUGGUUAUUCUCUAAACUCUUCAACAUUCAUCAGCAUUGUUCACGUCAACGUAGUCCACUAAAGAAAGCUAUAAACAGCUCUUAGCAACAUCAUGGCCUCCAUCACGCAGUUGUCCGAGCCCGAGAUCCCAGACAACCACAAGGAGAGCUGGCUGGCGCUACUUUCUGCAGUGGAAACAUACUGCCAAAAGACUGGCUGUGACCUAGCUAUACUGACAGCCUGUAAGAAGUUCCGGUUGUCAGCGGGCGUCGGCGAUGGGGUGAGGAAGCGGGAGAGCUGCAGUGCCUUUCCGAGGGAGUGUGAUUUCUCCUACAGCGUCUGGGGUCAGGGGUUUCUGGCCGAGUCGGCACGCCGCUACAUGGACGACAUUGGCGUGCUGCACUCCACGACCAUGCUAACAGCCCAAAAGCACACACGCCAGGCUGGGGGGGAGGGUGGAACCAAGCUGGUGGUUGACCUGACCUCUGACCCAGGACACAGGGGGAGCUUUACAGGAGACGGUGGUGUGGGCGGAGUCAGCCCCAACAGCAGACAGUACUCCCAAAACUACCCGUCAAUCUACAGCUCAGGAGCUGGCACCGGGCAGGGUGCCGGGCAGAACGGGAACGAAGAGAGGGAGAGUAGCAUGCUGGAGGCCGAGCGAGGGAGACAGAGGUCUGGGAUUGUGGAUUUGGAAGAAGAGUGUGAAGAGGAGGAAGAGGAGGACGACAUGGAUGAGAGGAGACCCUAUGGGAAUGAAAGUGCAGGUGUGUUCUCGAUGGACGAGGACUCUCUGUCUAGGGACUGCGAGCCGUUCUUUGAAUCUGAUGGGGAGGAGGAGAGCACUGAUGGCUCUUUGAGUGAGGACGCCCCUCCACCUCCUCGUGGCAUGGCCAUGGGUCAGGCUGCUUACUCAUCCCGUCACGCCCACCCAAUGGCUCUGGCCCGCUCGCUGCCUGUAUCUGUGCCCGUGUGGAGCUGCAGAGGAAACCGAGGCGCUCAGGGAGACGGCAACAGCAGAGAGCGGGUGGGCUGUGCUGACUUGGAGCACAUUGCUGCCAGUAUGAAAGCCCUGCUGGCCCCCGGAGCCACCGACGGGACCGAAAUGUUUGGGGCCCUGCCUCGGCCCCGUCUCAACACCGGGGACUUCUCCCUCAAGCACUGAGAGUGUGAGACGAGCAGAGGGAAGACAGAGAAAGGGAUAGAGGGGAGCGAUUGAGAGUGGAAAAGGAAACGUGGAGAAAGAUAUUGUCAUGACAACGGAGGGAUAAGGCGGGGCCUGUAUUUUGGCAGAUGUGAUGUACAGUUUGUGAAACGGUGUAAAGGCUAGGACCUCCAUUUAUCUCACUAACCAAAAUUUACGGCACAUGCUUCGAGGAGUAACGGAGAAAGAAAUGUUAUGAACACUAAUAACAUUUUCAACACUAUCACUCCACCCACCAACCAACCAACCACCACCUCGUCACUACACAUUUCACAACACUAGUGACUUCACGUCUCCAAACACUACAUUAGUACUGGACCUGAGGAAAAGGUUAAAGUAACACGAAGCUUGUUGCUUUUAAAAAAUGUGAGCGGAGGACCCCAGCACCUCCUCAUAACAUGCCUGUUUGUACUUUUACUUUUGCCAAUGAAUGACUGACUGAUCGGAUGAUUGUAAAUCGAUGCAGCGUUAUAGGGGUUGGUGUUCUUUUUUGUUUUGUUUCUUCGCUCCGGAUGUUGAGUGAAUGAGGAAGUGAGUGUGUGUGACUGUGUGUGUGUGUGUGUGGAAAAAGAGAAGAUGGUUUGAUUGAAAAAGAUGUCCACAUUUGACAUUUCAAAAACAAUUAAAUGUUCCAUGAAUUACUUUUGUUGUUAAUAAAGGAGCAACACCAAGA
Paralichthys olivaceus (Japanese flounder) is the source of this 2321-nucleotide messenger RNA. It is a transcript of the gene akt1s1, whose product is annotated as AKT1 substrate 1 (proline-rich). The record is from RefSeq and is a predicted model, not a curated record. Gene Ontology annotation, cellular component: cytoplasm. Gene Ontology annotation, biological process: neurotrophin TRK receptor signaling pathway; negative regulation of protein kinase activity; negative regulation of TOR signaling. NCBI's taxonomy places the organism in Eukaryota, Metazoa, Chordata, Actinopteri, Pleuronectiformes, Paralichthyidae.